AUGGCAACAACAACAACUGAUGGGAAUGAACUUCCCUUCCAUGACAGGUGGCAUGAUGGUGAAAGAAUGAUCCAGGAUAUUAUGGGAGUUAGGGAGAUUAUUGAGCCAAAGAGUACAUUCUUUAGACCAUUCUUGACGGUACAAAUGCAAGAGUUUGUACCAAUGCUUCAUUAUAUGUUCUUGGGUACACUUGAUGAACGUGGUCGUCCAUGGGCCAGCAUGAUCACCGGUACACCAGGCUUCAUGUCCUCUCCCCACGAUCGUUCAUUGAUCAUAAACACCGCCAACAACAAUCCUCGUGAUCCAUUAUUCCACAACUUGGUACAUGGUCAGCGAUUCAAUGGAGACAAGUCGACUUACUGGGGUGGUGUAGCACUUGAUCUAUCAAACAGACGUCGCAACAAGAUGAAUGGAACGAUCGACUUCUCGCAAGACAAUGUACAACUCAAUCAACAAAAUGGCACCAUUCAACUUAAUCUUACGGUCGAACAAUCAAUGGGCAACUGUCCAAAGUACAUCACAAUCAGGCGUGUUAGAGAGGGACCAAUCAGUGGGGCAUCGACUGGGUCCACAGCCCAAGCCUCAUCAUCAUCUUCUUCCUCAUCAUCUCACUUGUAUACCGAGCUUGGGGACCAGGCCAAGCUACCAGACGCGGCAGCGGCGAUGAUAAAGAAUGCAGACACAUUGUUUAUAGCAUCAAGAAAUAUUGAUGAUUCCUUGGCAGCGCAGACCAAUGGAAUGGAUUGUAAUCAUCGAGGAGGUAGUCCUGGAUUCGUAAAGUUGCUCCCACCUGAUGAGACCAGUGACAAGUACGUGGUGCUCAUCCCAGACUACAGCGGCAACAGAUUCUUCAACACACUUGGCAACCUACAUAAUGAUCCACGUGCAGGACUGAUGUUUGUUGACUUUGAGCAUGGCUCUACACUUCAUCUAACAGGUCGCAGCACUGUACUACAAGGCGAGGCUUCACUGGCUGUGUAUCCACGCAUUCAAAGAACCAUUCGCAUGGAGGUUGAUGCAUACUUAUUGUGUGAUCGUGUACUCCCCUUCACAUUCGACACGAUCGAGGCGUCGCCAUACAGCCCAGCCGUGUCCUCCAAGGUAGUUGGUCAAAAGACGUCCAACAUGGCUACGCUUAAAUCGAUCGUCAAGCUCUCGCCUGAUGUCUCAUCAUUCUACUUCCAGACCACAUCGCCCAUCACCUACAAGGCAGGUCAGUAUGCCAUAUUCGACUUUGGUCAAUUCAGUCCAGGAUACAAACACAUGGACUCUUCCAAUCCCAAGAGUGUCAACGACGACUAUGUCAGGACUUGGACCAUAUCCUCAGCGCUCUCAUCAAAAGACUCCACAGACAAUCACUUUGAAAUCACGGUCAAGCAUCAGCCUAAUGGCGCUGUCUCAUCAUUACUUCAUCGUCUUGAGCUCGGCACACAUCAGAUCACAGUGCCCCUGAUGGGCUGUGAGGGCGAGUUCACCCUAGAGAGCACCCUUGAUGGUAUCGACCCUUCAUCAACAGCCAAGUUGGCCAUGUUUGCCGGUGGCAUUGGUAUAACUCCAUUCCUUUCAAUGAUUCGUAGCAUCACUCAAUCAUCGCAAGUCACACCACUGGACAUCCACCUUAUUGUAUCAGGUCGCAAGCUUGUUGAUUGUCUGCCAUUGAUACUCUCACCAUUGUUGGAGUCGUCCAAAUCAUUGAUAACACUCAACAUAACAUGCUUUGUAACAAGUAAUGAUGGUGAUGGUGAUGGUGAUGCUGUCGACAAUGAUAAGAUAACAAUCAAAAGAGGAAGGAUUACAGCAGAUGCACUGCGGGACAUUGUUCCAGAUAUUGCCGACAGACACUCACUACUUUGUGGACCAGAGGCCUUCAUGAAUGGCGUCCAAUCACUACUACUCAACACUUUCAACAUCAAAGCCAGCAACAUACAUAAGGAGGAGUUCAAGUAUUAA
Molecule: messenger RNA, 1950 nt
Organism: Acytostelium subglobosum LB1
Lineage: Eukaryota; Evosea; Eumycetozoa; Acytosteliales; Acytosteliaceae
Exons: 2
Coding region: 1-1950 (649 amino acids)
Molecular function (GO): oxidoreductase activity
Source: RefSeq, a predicted model, not a curated record